Molecule: messenger RNA, 3822 nt
Organism: Cataglyphis hispanica
Lineage: Eukaryota; Metazoa; Arthropoda; Insecta; Hymenoptera; Formicidae
Gene: Pdk
Product: pyruvate dehydrogenase (acetyl-transferring) kinase, mitochondrial
Exons: 8
Coding region: 367-1620 (417 amino acids)
Biological process (GO): protein phosphorylation; regulation of glucose metabolic process
Cellular component (GO): mitochondrion
Molecular function (GO): pyruvate dehydrogenase (acetyl-transferring) kinase activity
Source: RefSeq, a predicted model, not a curated record
AAUUAGUACAUUGAAGGAAAGGUGAAUACAUUUAAACUCUAUGUACAUGUGUGUGUGAUACCGAAUAACUCGUACAUUCAUGGUACGCAUGCGCGGCUUGACGCGAGCCCGCAUAUACCGCACCGCGCUCCGUGGAGUUCUCAGCACUCGUUGACGUGAAUCCUCACGGUUGUGCACGACGAUUCAGCUAUAUUUUUUUCCUCGUGCCGACGACUACUACUACGUGCGAAAGGCGAGCAGUAGUUUUUUAUAUCAUCCGCUGUGCGAUAGAAGGAGUCUCCACCUCUCCGGUUGCGAAUCUCCCCGACGUGCGCCGUUACGAGAUUUUGACUGCGGGUUUAAUGUGUAACAACAAGGCGAUGCGAGAUGAAGUUCACACGGAACUGUCUGAGCAACAUUGGCAAGAUGUUGGACUUUUACUCGCAGUUCAACCCUUCGCCGCUCUCGAUAAAACAAUUCAUCGAUUUCGGUCUAAGUGCCUGCGAAAGGAAGUCUUUCAUAUUCCUGAGAAAAGAAUUGCCAGUACGGCUCGCUAAUAUUAUGAAAGAGAUCCACUUGCUGCCGGACAAUCUGCUAAAGAUGCCUAGUGUGGGUAUUGUGAAUAACUUAUAUGCCACUUCCUUCGAGGAAAUAAUACACUUUGAGAAAGUUGAAGUCAACGAGACCACUUUAGACAAAUUCUGCCAAGCUCUGAUAAAAAUCCGGAACAGACACACCGAUGUCGUUCAAACGAUGGCGCAAGGUGUUCUGGAGCUGAAGGAGUCCCAUGAUGUGGACAUUCAGACUGAAAAUAGCAUACAGUAUUUCCUGGACAGAUUUUUAAUGUCCCGCAUUUCCAUUCGUAUGCUAAUCAAUCAGCACACGCUCCUCUUUGGUGGGCAAUUGAACGGGCACAGUAGACACGUAGGAUGUAUAGAUCCGUCCUGUGACGUGAUCGGCGUCAUUCAGGACGCUUACGAGAACGCACGAUUUUUAUGCGAUCAAUAUUAUCUGGCUAGUCCGGAAUUGAUAGUCAAGCAACAUAAUGAGCUUGAACGCAGUAGUGAAAUUAGAAUUAUUUACGUGCCGAGUCAUUUGUAUCAUAUGUUAUUCGAGCUCUUCAAGAACAGCAUGCGAGCCGUGAUGGAGCAUCAUGGAUCAGAUUCGGACAAUCAUCCGCCGCUCGAGGUUCUGCUGGUGCGUGGUAAAGAGGAUAUUUGUGUGAAGAUAUCCGACAGGGGUGGCGGCAUUCCUCGUUCACAAACGGACCAUUUAUUUAAGUAUAUGUACAGUACCGCCCCACAGCCGAGUAAAUCAGAUGCACACACGGUACCCUUAGCAGGAUACGGUUAUGGUUUGCCAUUGUCUCGGCUCUAUGCCAGGUAUUUGCACGGUGAUAUCGUGUUGCUUAGUUGUGAAGGUUACGGAACAGACGCUAUUAUUUAUCUGAAGGCGUUAUCUACUGAGGCAAACGAAUUGUUGCCAAUAUUUAAUAAGACUUCCACGAAGUUUUACCGCAUGCCGAUACCCAUUGCGGAUUGGAGCAGCCAAUGCGGUGGUGGGAUGGCAACGAGACAACUUACUAUGAGUCACGCUCAGGGUCACAAGCUUCCCCAUGGGAUGGAAAUUACUCAUUUAUAGCAGAAUGCGAUCGAUGUGGAUCAGGAAACGAUUGGGGAACUCAGAAAGAUUUUUUGAUUGCAAAUCACAAAGAAUGCUUUAAUAGGAAAGCUAGAUCUGCAUUUGAAGUUAGAACAAAAAAUUGAAAAUAUAUUCUUUACAAAUAUGAGAAACAACUAGUGAUUAGGCGGAUAAAAUACUACAUUGGCCAGAAAUAAUAUUGAUAAUCUUCCUUGUGUCCGCAAUUAUAUUACAUAUCAAAUUAUUUAUACAGAUUUGACAAAAUUGAGGUUUUUUUUAACAUCUUUUGUGACACAAGCGUAGAUUAUUCACUACGUGUUUUUAACGAGAACACUUUCACAGGGUUUAUUCGAGCCAAAUAAAAAAAAUAUUUUAAAAAAUUUUGAAGGAGAGGGAAUGAAUGAUUUUAUAAUGAAGCAUUGCGUUUAUGAUGAUUGGAUUAUGAUUGUUUAUAAUAUUAGAUUUUGUAUAGCAAAGGAUCUUCUCAUUAAUUAUACUACAGAUAACAUCAGAGAGCAUUUUAAUUUCUGAGGAAGCAUUUUUGUUAUAUUAAUAAGCAACAUAUAACUCGUAAUUUCCAAUAAUACAUCUUAGAUCAUGUUCUGAAUCUAUUCACAAAAAUUAGUCGACAUGCUUAUUAUUAUUAUUAUAAUUAUUUGACAUAUUUAUAUUAAAUAAUGAUACAUGAUAAUGUGUAUUAAUAAUUUAAAUAUAAUUUGUCGUGAUUUUUUUCGGAAAAAAAAUUCAAAAUAUAUAUAAUAUGUUAUAUAGUUCGAGAGAUAAUUAGAGAGAAAGAAAGAGAGAGAGAGAGAGAGAGAGAGAGAGAGAGAGAGAGAGAGAGAGAGAAAAUUAAUAUUUUUUUCUGUAUUUUCUUUUUAUAUUAUCAAAUUAUUUUUAAAAAAAAAUUUUUAUAUAAUGUUCACUUGUUUAUUAUAUAUAUAAUAAAUUUAGAACGUGAUCUAGGUAAUUAUUCCUGAUUUUGAUCGUUUGAAAAUUGAUAUGUAAUAAACUACAGACUGUGAUGUAGCUUAAAAAUUUGAUUUAGCUAAACAAUUACACGUAUUAAUGUACGCAUACAGAAAAUACGUGUAUGUAGUAAAUUAUAAUUUUACUGCUGUAUACGGUUGUUUCAAAUGAUUACAAUAAGGACUAAUUAAAAAAAAAUUAUUUCCUAUCUCCCGCAAAGUAUUCGAUGUUACAUAAAAAUUUGAUUAGCCGGCCAAUUGGUUUUUUUUUUCUUUAUUAUAAUUUAUAUAAACAGAUUAAAUUUAAACGAAUUAGAGAUAUUUCUUCAUGAAAAAAUCUUUUGAUAUAGAUUUCAUAUUCUGAGGUAUCCAUAUAUAUAUAUAUAUAUAUAUACUUGUAUCUGUAUAUAUAUUUCAGUGUAUUUUUAUUUGUGUAUUUAUUUUAAUUAUUUUUAAUAAUAUUCUUUUUAUAGAAGCAUACUUUAAUGCAAUACAUAAAUAUCACUACAUGAUUUGUUUGCCAGAUUUUCAUUGAAUCCUCGGAGGAAUAGCAAUUUUUAAUUGUCCAAUAAAAAUAUCAAUAAUUCUUUUUUAUAUACUGUAUAUAUAUUAAUAUUAAUAUAUAUAUAUAUAUAUAUAUAUAUAUAUAUAUGUAUAUAUAUAUAUAUACAUAUACAUAUAUAAUAAAAGAUAUUAUAUGAUAUAUAAUAAUAUAUUAUGAGUAUAUUUAUAUAUAUACAACAUUUUUGAAAAUUAUUGAUUUUUCAAUUGAUACAGAAUUUUUUUACUUGAUUACAUACCUUAUUGAUCAGAUAUCUUAAAAAAAUUAAUUUGUAAGUUUAUACUGUUAUGCUGGGAGAAGAAUGUUGUAAGCAAUGUAAGCGAUAAACGAAUCAGAACUGUGAAUGCUAUGUACGUUUUCUACGAUGCUGCAAUUUUUUAGAUGUAAUUUUCAAGAUGUAGAUCAAAACGUUCCUAAUUAAACUAGUGUGUCAAGUAAGGCGUAUCUUGCGCGUGCAUAAUGCGUACAUAUUUCGAGAGAUCAUAAUGUCGAUAAUUUGUAUAGAAGUCGUUUUUUCUGAAUAAUUCUAAACAAAUGUGUAUAUAAUGUUAUGUUACGUAAAUAAAUAAAUAUGUAAAUUUUUAGUUGUUACUAUAUAGAUUUAUAGAUAUAUUCGUGUGCGCGGCACGAAUAAGAUCUUGUAAAGCAUUGUUAAUAAAUACGUCUCGUAACAAA